Molecule: messenger RNA, 722 nt
Organism: Suncus etruscus (white-toothed pygmy shrew)
Lineage: Eukaryota; Metazoa; Chordata; Mammalia; Eulipotyphla; Soricidae
Product: protein SET
Exons: 1
Biological process (GO): nucleosome assembly
Cellular component (GO): nucleus; chromatin
Molecular function (GO): histone binding; chromatin binding
Source: RefSeq, a predicted model, not a curated record
AAACUUUAUGAACAAGCCAGUGAGGAGAUUUUGAAAGUAGAACAGAAAUAUAACAAACUCCGCCAGCCAUUUUUUCAGAAGAGGUCGGAAUUGAUCGCCAAAAUCCCCAAUUUUUGGGUAACGACAUUUGUCACCCAUCCGCAAGUGUCUGCACUGCUUGGGGAGGAGGAUGAAGAAGCGCUGCAUUAUUUGACAAGAGUUGAAGUGACAGAGUUUGAAGAUAUUAAAUCAGGUUACAGAAUAGAUUUUUAUUUUGAUGAAAACCCUUAUUUCGAAAAUAAAGUUCUCUCCAAAGAAUUUCAUCUGAAUGAGAGUGGUGAUCCAUCUUCAAAGGCCACUGAAAUCAAAUGGAAAUCUGGAAAGGAUUCGACGAAACGCUCAAGUCAAACGCAGAAUAAAGCCAGCAGGAAGAGACAGCACGAGGAACCCGAGAGUUUCUUUACCUGGUUCACUGACCACUCUGAUGCUGGGGCAGAUGAGCUGGGCGAGGUUAUCAAGGAUGACAUUGGGCCAAAUCCUUUACAAUACCACUUGGUUCCUGACAUGGAUGAUGAAGAAGGGGAAGGAGAAGAAGAAGAUGAUGAUAAUGAUGAUGAAGAAGAAGAAGAAGGAUUGGAAGAUAUUGAUGAAGAAGGGGAUGAAGAUGAAGGUGAAGAAGAUGAAGAUGAUGAUGAGGGGGAGGAAGGAGAGGAGGAUGAAGGAGAAGACGACUAAAGGAACAC